Solanum tuberosum (potato) is the source of this 948-nucleotide messenger RNA. Its product is annotated as 18.1 kDa class I heat shock protein-like. The coding region runs from base 34 to 738 and encodes 234 amino acids. The transcript has a single exon. The record is from RefSeq and is a predicted model, not a curated record. NCBI's taxonomy places the organism in Eukaryota, Viridiplantae, Streptophyta, Magnoliopsida, Solanales, Solanaceae.
UUCCAAAACAAAUUGAGUAUACUACAAAAAAAAAUGUCUUUAAUACCUCUAUUUAAUGGUCGCAAAAACCAUUCACGUCGUGUGCAAAAUUCUCCGCCAGCAACAAUAAUUACGCCUCAAUCCCAAAAGAAUCAUGAUCGUUCUGAUUCUUACGAUCCAACAACAACAAUAAUGCAUCGUCAAUUUAAAACAAAUCGAAGUGAUGAGCAAGAUCUUUAUAAUUAUCCACCACCAACAACAAAUCAGGAUCUACACCAUCUUUUUAAUCAACUAUCAACAACAAGAAUCACACGUCAAUCCCAAACAAUUCGAGGCCAGAAAGAUUCUUACGAUCCCUCUCAUAAAUUUUAUCUCGAAACCCCUCGAUCUCUCAUAGCACCAUCACUAUCAUUCCCACAUGUUACUCCAUAUCUAGCUCAAUUUGAGUAUAAUGUAACCCCAGAAGCAUAUGUUUUUAGAGCUAAUUUGCAUGGAUAUAAGAAAGAAGAAGUGAAGGUACAAGUGGAAGAUGAUAGAGUCUUAAAGAUUAGUGGGGAGAAAAAAAUAGUAGAAAAAGAAUAUGACACUUGGCAUCAUUUUCAGAAAAAGAAUGGCAAGUUUUCAACUGUUUUUAAUUUGCCUGAGGAUGCUAGGGUUGAUAAAGUGAUAUCAACAAUGGAUAAUGAAGUGCUUAUUGUCACUAUUCCUAAGAAGGGAGCGGUCAAGAAAUCACACGUUAGGACAGUUCGAAUAUUCUGAUAUCGAUAUAUUUAUAUUUCAUGUCGAAAAUAUUAUAGUUGAAUCGUUGAAUAUAUAGAGGGUAUACAUCAGCUUUUUUAUUAAUAUAGAUGAUGUGAACUGAGGAGGUAAAAAAUAAAGGGUAGUGUAAGGUCUUUAUUAGUUAAUGGAGUCGAUUUAAGUAUGCUUGUGUAAUAUUAAUUAGUACGUAGCUACUCAUAAUAUUAAAUA